GCAUAAUAAUAGACAUCCUUCUUCCCCUAAACUUCUCUCUAAAACCCUAAAUCCCUUUUCCCCGUAGCUUCUGUCUUCCUCCUUGCCGCCCCAACCUUCGGCAGCUGUGUGAUACGGGAAACCUCCGUAUCAUCUGAUGCUUUCAUUGCUCGAUCUCAUGACGACUCCUGCGGAUAGCUCUCCACCGGUCUUGACUCUCAAAGACCUUAUGCAUGCCAUCAAUGAUAUUCAGAAAGAUUUGCAGUCCACAAAGGUUCGUGUCGCUGACUUAGCGUCCACAUCCGCCACUGACGGCCGCUCCAACUUCUAUCCUCCACCGACGGGCUGGCGACCUCCACCGUCGCGUAGUGCUGGUGGCUCUUCCGAAACCACCCCACGCAUGCGCGUCGAUGCUCCUCGAUUUUCCGGAGAGGAUCCUACGGGGUGGAUCUUCCGCAUUCAGAAAUAUUUUGACUACUUUAUGACUCCCGAUUCCGAAAGGCUGCACUUGGUCGCUAUGCUCAUCGAUCACCCGGCUUCAGAGUGGUCUAUUAUCAGGCCAAUAACAGUGGCGCCACAUGGGAUGAGUUCCUCGUUGCUGUGCAUCAAAGCUACUUUGGUUUCGAUGUUUGUGACGGGCCUUAAACAACCCAUCCAGCAUGAAGUCAACCUUCGGAACCCUACCACACUCCCGUCUGCAUUCGCCUUAGCCCGAGAAUUGGAGGCUUGUCAUGUUGAUGCAGCGACGGUUCUCUCACCAGGUUCUCGCCGUUCGUGGCCUCCACGUUCUCCUGCUGCCGGGGCCUCAUGCAUAUUGCCUACACCUCCCGCCACCACACGUUUGCCACUGGUCACUGCUCACUUCCCUGGUCUGUCCUCCCCAGCCCCUUUACCGGUGGUUCGUGUGUCCGCUGAGGAAAAGGCAGAGCGCAACAAGAAGGGUUUAUGCUGGUGCUGUGACGAAAAGUGGAUUCCGGGGCAUAAUUGUAAGCGACGCUUUCUUCUUCUCAUGAAGCCGAAUGCUACGGAUGGGGUUGAUCCCGGUCCACCAGAGGACUCCGCCCCCGUUGACGACCCUACCCUUAUCAAUAGUGAUAUUUCCAGUAUUCACUCCUUGGCGGGCAGCCCUAGCCCUCGAUCUCUGAAAAUCACUGGGUCGGUCCACAAUUUUGCAGUGCAGGUCUUGUUGGACAGUGGGAGCACCCACAACUUUGUUCAUCCCACAGUGGCCGAACGACUAGCCUUGGUGUUGCAUCCCGUUCCGCCCUUCCGGGUCUAUGUGGGUAAUGGGGACUCCUUGCGCUGCUCUUAUUCUUGUCCACGCACCCCGCUGAUGCUCCACGACCAUCUUUUUGACAUUGAUUUAUUUCUUUUGGAGAUCCAUGGCCCGGAUAUGGUUUUGGGCGUGCAAUGGCUUCAGACGCUUGGCAAGGUUUCCCACGAUUAUGCGAAUAUGACAAUGGAGUUCAUGUGGAAGGGCAAGCCAGUGACCCUACGGGGGGAUGCCCCUGGGCCGAAACCAAUUUCCUUCAGUCAAUUGUGUUUGUUGGCAGGUGACGCCUCUGCCUAUGAUCUUUUACGAGUGCAGUGUGGUGAGCUUAACGUCAUCUCACUGAAGCAUGUCAUCCACCUGCAGUGUGGUGAGCUUAACGUCAUCUCACUGAAGCAUGUCAUCCACCGUAAGGAGAAUGCCGAGUUGAAGAAGGCUCGGAAUCUGCCACACCCGCAGUACACCCUGUUGGAUGCCGCCUUGUCCCCCAACGCAACCGUGGACGAAGCCCAAAGCCGGCUAACCGCCGACUUCACCUACACCCUCAAGGCCUACAACGACCCAAAGAUCAACAAAAACAAAACCAUUUUCUACGACGACGACAAUAAUAAUAAUUCAUCAUCGGCACUAGCGGCAGAGGUGACACUCUAUUAUCUGGUCGGGGUUAGCUACGGGAAGAACCAACACGGGAAGGCGCGGGUGGAGUUCGCGUCAGUGUCGUCGGCUAUGGUCGGGGGCGGCCCCUCCGCGCUGAGUCCCCUCGGCUCCGCCGUCUUCACCGUCAACGUUCACGUUCAGAGCCUGCCUCUUCCCUACCGAAACGACGACGCCGCCACCCGAACUACACCAUGAUCUUAAACGUGGAUUAUCAAGCUGGGUUUGAUGAUAGUAGUUAUCACAAGGUUUCGGUGAGUUGCGACGGUAUCAAAUGCACUUUUCCACUGGUUUGCAAGGUGGAGUACGACACUACAUGUACUUCGUUUCCUCUAACCAGGUCCGACAUCAUCAUCACUUCACACUCCCUCCUCUUAAUUACUUCUUUACGUACUUUCCUCGCUCAUUUGUUAAAAUAAUACUCUCUCCUAUAU
This is a messenger RNA of Cuscuta campestris, 2337 nucleotides long. The record is from the annotation of a GenBank genome assembly. Lineage: Eukaryota; Viridiplantae; Streptophyta; Magnoliopsida; Solanales; Convolvulaceae.